Molecule: messenger RNA, 1247 nt
Organism: Capsella rubella
Lineage: Eukaryota; Viridiplantae; Streptophyta; Magnoliopsida; Brassicales; Brassicaceae
Product: heterodimeric geranylgeranyl pyrophosphate synthase large subunit 2
Exons: 1
Coding region: 10-1128 (372 amino acids)
Biological process (GO): isoprenoid biosynthetic process
Molecular function (GO): geranylgeranyl diphosphate synthase activity
Source: RefSeq, a predicted model, not a curated record
UUUGAUGAAAUGGAACCUCAAAUUAUUUUUCUCUAUCUCUCACUUCUCAUUCUCUCAAUAAACUUCUUCUUCACGAAUCUUAAACCGAGGCUAGCCCGUCUCCUCCAACCUUCUUUGGAAACUCGUGUCACGGCCGCGUUUUUAUCCCGGAAAGAAGUAGCCGAGUUUCUUGAUUCUCCCGUUGUAAAAGAAGACGGAGAAGAAGACAAAGAUAUCAAUGAUGAUUCAGAUUCCAACUUGACGUUUGAAUUUGAUCCUUACAUGAUGAGCAAAGCCGAGUUAAUUAACAAAGCUCUAGAGGAAGCCAUUCCAGUUGGGGAGCCACUCAAGAUCCACGAGGCAAUGCGUUAUGCGAUUCUCGCGGCUGGAAAACGCGUUAGGCCUAUACUAUGUCUCGCUUCUUGCGAGCUAGUAGGCGGCAAAGAAAAUGCCGCAAUGCCAGCUGCUUGUGCGGUUGAGAUGAUCCACACUAUGUCUCUUAUCAAAGACGACUUACCAUGUAUGGAUAAUGACGAUUUGCGCCGUGGGAAGCCCACGACGCAUAAAGUCUAUGGUGAAGGAGUGGCUAUUCUCUCCGGUGGUGCUCUCUUGUCUCUUGCAUUUGAACACAUGACUACAGCUGAGAUAUCACCGGAGAGAAUGGUUUGGGCGGUUAGAGAAUUGGCUAGGUCUAUUGGCACGAAAGGGUUAGUCGCGGGACAAGCGAUGGAUAUAAGCAGUGAAGGUUUGGACUUAAACGAUGUCGGGUUAGAGCAUUUGGAGUUUAUACAUGUCCAUAAAACCGCGGUUUUGCUCGAAACUGCCGCGGUUCUUGGAGCCAUUAUUGGUGGUGGAUCUGAUGAAGAGAUUGAGAGUGUGAGGAAGUUUGCACGGUGCAUUGGGUUGUUGUUUCAAGUUGUGGAUGAUAUUUUGGACGAGACUAAGUCGUCGGAGGAAUUGGGGAAAACCGCCGGAAAAGAUCAGCUGCUCGGAAAGCUAACGUAUCCGAAGUUAAUGGGGUUGGAGAAGUCGAAAGAAUUUGUUAAGAGAUUGACUAGAGAUGCACGGCAACAUCUUCAAGGGUUUAGUUCGGAUAAGGUGGCUCCUUUAGUAUCUCUUACUACUUUUAUUGCUAACAGAAAUAAGUGAUUAUUUUUUGUUUUAUUUGUGUGUGUGUGUAUUGGGUUUAUGUAAACAUGCUAAAGUAGUGUGUUCUCUUAUUUUUAAGUGUAACCACAUUUUUAUUAUGUUUAUUAAAAGAUAUAUUU